Messenger RNA from Asterias rubens (European starfish), 1651 nucleotides. Its product is annotated as fructose-1,6-bisphosphatase 1-like. Gene Ontology annotation, molecular function: fructose 1,6-bisphosphate 1-phosphatase activity. NCBI's taxonomy places the organism in Eukaryota, Metazoa, Echinodermata, Asteroidea, Forcipulatida, Asteriidae. Bases 208 to 1224 code for a protein of 338 amino acids. Gene Ontology annotation, cellular component: cytosol; cytoplasm. The transcript has 7 exons. Gene Ontology annotation, biological process: fructose metabolic process; sucrose biosynthetic process; fructose 1,6-bisphosphate metabolic process. The record is from RefSeq and is a predicted model, not a curated record.
UAUUUCUGCUGUAUCACGGCGAUUAGGCUAUUAUUAUAAACUACAAAACAAUCAAAAGGAAGGACACCUGCACACCUAGCGUGGUUUGUUGAUUCCAGCAGCGUUUCGUCAAGAACCAGGGAGUUAAACACAGAGGUACUGCUAGAUUUCUUUGAUUUGAAAGUGGUCUUAAUUAAGGUCAAAUUGUGACAUUACCUCAACCUCAAGAUGGGUUCGGAAGAAAUACAGACAGAUUUCAUGACGUUGACUCGUUUCAUGUUGGAGGAGCAGUCGCGGUGUGAGGGCGCUACAGGGGAGAUGACGCAACUACUUAACUCACUCAUGACGGCAAUUAAAGCAAUCUCAUCCGCAGUCAGAAAAGCUGGCAUUUCUAAACUUUUUGGCAUCGCUGGGACAACUAAUGUCACAGGUGAUGAGCAGAAGAAGCUUGAUGUCCUCUCCAACGAUCUGAUCAUCAAUGCUCUCAAGUCUUCCUUCACGACCUGCGCCCUUGUCUCGGAGGAGAAUGAAGAGGUCAUCGUGGUGGACAGCAAGAAGGCUGGAAAGUACAUUGUGGCCUUUGACCCCCUGGACGGGUCAUCCAACAUAGAUUGCCUGGUGUCCAUCGGAACGAUAUUCUCCAUAUGGAAGAAGGAGACACCAGGACCAGUAUCUCUCAAAGAUGACGUACUCAAACCUGGUACCAAUCUCGUCGCAGCAGGUUAUGCAUUAUAUGGAAGCGCUACCAUGGUGGUACUGACCACAGGAUGUGGUGUCAAUGGAUUUAUGUUGGAUCCAGCCAUCGGGGAGUUUGUCCUCACUGACCGUGCGAUGCAAGUGAAGCCAAGAGGUAAAAUCUUCAGCAUCAAUGAGGGCUAUGCAUCGUCCUGGGACCCUGCUAUUACAGAGUAUGUCAGACAGAAGAAAUUCCCUGAGGAGGGCAAGAAGGCAUACAAUGCACGCUACAUCGGGUCCAUGGUAGCUGACGUCCAUCGUACAUUGGUGUAUGGAGGGAUAUUUUUAUACCCUGGGAACAAGGCAAGCCCCAAUGGAAAGAUCCGUCUGUUGUACGAGUCCAACCCAAUGGCGUUUAUCAUGGAGCAAGCUGGUGGUCUGGCGACCACUGGGCAAGAGAACAUCCUAGACAUUCAACCCACCCAGAUACAUCAAAAGUGCCCCGUCAUCAUGGGCUCUGAAGAUGAUGUGAGAGACUUCCUGGCUAUCGUUAAGAAACUUAAGAAGUGAAACGGAGAAGUCCAAGAGAGUGGCCUACCUUCAUAGAGCUGCUAAAGGCACAAAAAGUAGCUAAGCGCAACAAAAUUAUGUUUAUGACUAAUAAGGUUACCAGGCAAACUAUCAUACCCUACAACUGUUACACAGUAUUUUUUGCUUAAGCGACUCUAUGAAUUUGGGCCCUGGGUCCAAUUUGAAUUCAUAGAGAUGCUUAUAAGCACAAACAAAUACAUGAGCACAAAACAAUAUGCACUGUUUAUGACUUGUUUUAUGUGAGUUUUUGCUUAGCAGGUUAUUUCCUGCUUAAGCGGCUCUAUGAAAUUGGCCCCUGAUGUGGAUAAUGUCUGGCUGGUGUGCCUGGAAUUUUGUUACGUAAACUUUUAAAAUUCUUCAACAGCCAGACACCCUCCCCAACACGACUAAACAAUAAGACAGAAAA